This is a messenger RNA of Phaedon cochleariae (mustard beetle), 381 nucleotides long. NCBI's taxonomy places the organism in Eukaryota, Metazoa, Arthropoda, Insecta, Coleoptera, Chrysomelidae. The record is from the annotation of a GenBank genome assembly.
AUGGCGAACGAAGUGCAACUUGCUCAAGUUGCGGAAGCCGGUGGAGACACCAUUUUUGGGAAAAUAUUACGUAGAGAAAUACCGUGCAAUUUCAUUUAUGAAGAUGAGGUGUGCGUAGCCUUCGAUGAUGUCAACCCCCAGGCGCCGGUGCACUUCCUGGUGAUACCCCGCAAAAAUAUUCCUCAACUUUCCAAGUCUGAAGACACUGAUGAACCCAUACUAGGACACCUCCUCGUCGUAGCCAGAAGAAUCGCUCAGAAAAGGAAUCUGAAGAAUGGUUUCAGAAUUGUCAUUAAUGAUGGUCCAAUAGGAGCUCAAUCUGUUUACCACUUACAUGUGCAUGUCCUAUCUGGAAGGCAAAUGCAGUGGCCACCAGGCUAA